Molecule: messenger RNA, 1289 nt
Organism: Rhizophagus irregularis DAOM 181602=DAOM 197198
Lineage: Eukaryota; Fungi; Glomeromycota; Glomeromycetes; Glomerales; Glomeraceae
Molecular function (GO): protein binding
Source: RefSeq, a predicted model, not a curated record
AAAUGAAUGUGUUUAAUUUGUUAUUUUAAACAUAUUAAAUGUAUUUUCGAUAUUCUAUAUUCUUUUUUGUUUUUUUUUCUCAAUUAAUUAUUAUUAGUCCUUAUACACUUGUUGGACGUAUUGGUCACACCGCAAGUUAUAUGGACAAUAAAAUUUAUUUUUUUGGUGGAAUGACAAAAAAAUAUCCUGCUGGUACCAAUGAUUUUUUUUAUUUAGACGUUUCAAUACCUUUUAAUUUGGAUUCUACUUUACUAAUAGUUGAUUUAAGUAACGAUGCUCGUCAAAUUUAUCCUCAUUAUAAUGGGGUAUCAACUAUUUGUGGUCCUAACAAAGAUACGAUCUUUCUAAUUUGUAGAGUUUCUAAAGAAAGUUUUUCUUAUAGAUUUAUUAAUAACAAAGAGUGGGUUCCGGGUACAGUAAUCAGUAAUGUUCAAUGGUCAUCAGCCGUCUGUAAUAAAAAUGGAUCAUAUAUAUAUAUAUAUGGUUACCCUGAUAAUGUUAAUAAAUAUAUGAUGACCAUUAGUAUAGAUACUACCCACUGGAAUACAGUAUCGUAUGAAUUUAAUAUAACAAAUUCUCUUGCUCCGGAGAUCUUAUUACCAGAUGGAAGAAUUGCUUAUAUCGGCGAAAGAAUAAAUGGUUUGUGGGUUAAUUUUCGGAAUAUUUAUAUAUAUGAUACCAAUGAUGGAACAUGGAGAAAUAUGAGUACAAGUGGAAUUGAACCAUCACUUAGAGCUUCACACACAGCGGUCUUAACACAAGAUGGUCUUAUUAUUAUUUAUGGAGGAAUAAACAAAAUGGGAUCCCCUGUUCCCGAUCAAAUAUCAGUUUUAGAUACCAAAGUAGACCCCUUUACAUGGUCCUUUCCUAAUAUCGAUCCUGCACCUAGCUCUGCACCAUUCAGUGAUCAUACGGCUACUCUUGUUGGAAAUUAUAUGAUUAUUGCAUUUGGACAUACUACUGACGAUGUUUUUAGUGAUCAGAUUCAUAUGAUUGAUGUGAGCGAAAAAAAUAAUUAUAAGUGGGUUAAAAGUUUUACUCCAAUUAUUACAAAAACAGCUAAAUCGGCAAUAAUAGGUGGAACAUCUGGUAGUAUUGCAACUACUCCAAAUAAUACAAAAAUAGCCUAUCCAGCUAAAUCACCUGGAGCAGAUCAUGCAGCAAUAAUAGGUGGAACAACUGGUGGUAUUGCAACUGUAAUAAUUAUUAUAUCUGUUAGUUACUUAUUAUAUUGUAGAAAGAAAACUCUUAUAUAUGCUCCCCAAGCUAAACAUGCAAUUAACUGUUAA